Molecule: messenger RNA, 3471 nt
Organism: Aplosporella prunicola CBS 121167
Lineage: Eukaryota; Fungi; Ascomycota; Dothideomycetes; Botryosphaeriales; Aplosporellaceae
Exons: 3
Coding region: 1-3471 (1156 amino acids)
Molecular function (GO): nucleic acid binding; protein binding
Source: RefSeq, a predicted model, not a curated record
AUGGACGACGAUAGGUGCGGAAGAUGUGGUGCUAGACACCCAACGGACAAGUGCACUGCCAAAACCAUCCUGCUCAAAAAGUUCUGGCCAGCUGCGAAGAUAGAGGAAAAACGCGAAAAAGAGAACGAGUGGCACGACAAGGAUAAGAGCCGCCCAUGGAUCAACAUCGAGGCUGACAAAUGCAAAGACGACAAAACGGGCAAACCCAUCCUUAACACACAACUUAGAGCGCAGCCUCGAUCUGGUUCCACACCCGCUCAAGCCGGAAACGCCGCUGUCCAGCCUGCUCCUCCUCCUCCAGCCCAGGAGCAGCCAACUGACGAAACCCCUCAGCCGGAAGAUCAGCAGAAAGUUCCUCCUCCUGCUACGCCUGAUGCCGUUUCGGAGAAGUCUCCGUGGGGCAACCCUAUGAAACCUGCGUCAUCGCCUCAGGCGAAAAUUUCUACUGACGCCGAUCGGGACGUCCCUGCGAAGUCAAUUUCGCAAAGCAACACUGCACAGGUCGCAAUGUCGGACACUAUGCAGACAAAGCCGGUCAACAAGCCGCAACGGAUGACGUUUCCUCCCCCAAAAUUUGAAAUGCCCAAGGCUGUUUUUGCGAAUGCGGAGAACAAAUCCAUUCACAGAAAUCAGACGCAUUCAAUGAAGGAGCUAGACGCCAAAGUCAACUACGAAAAGAAUGCUCCAGAAGCUGACAUAGAGUCCAAAAGUAGGCGUAAAGAGUUUGGCUUCCAAAACGAAACCGAAGUUACGACAAAUUACGUUUGGGUUCGCAGUGUGCCUCCACAACUUCAUGAGUACAAAAUUGAGAUUGGGUUGGUUAAAAUCAAGACGCAAGGAGAAGACGCACCCAAAACGAAGGAAAUCAAGCGCCGCAGCGAGCUCCGCCAGGUCUUUGAAGGACUGAGGGAAUCUUACCCUCUCAGUGGUAAGGAUGACUGGGCUACUGACUUCAGUUACGUAUGGUCUGUCAGUGAGCUCUUCAAAGGAACAGAGCUCACUCUCCGAGACUUCGAGUACCGCAAGCAAAGCGGCAAGAGAGCUGUAAUUUCCGAUGUCAUUUUCAAACUCCAACAGAUACACAGCUUUGCGGACGGUGUACGAGGUCUAAUCCACCGCCCGGACAAUACCAACAACACGGCAAAUCAGACCAACUCCACCGGAGUAGCUCAGAAGUUGCGAGCGCUCAACGCAAUCGUCUCCAGGUAUAUGAGUCUCUCGACGGAUUCAACCACGCAGGUGGGCGCCAACCGCUUCUUCCUGAACCACGGAUACACAAACUUGGGGUCUUCACCGCUACUCGCCGUCAGAGGAUACUUUUCCUCGCUGCGCCCCGGUAUGAGCAAGAUGCUUAUCAAUAUCAACACGUCAACCAGCGUGUUUUUCAAGCCCAUCCUUGUCUCCGAGUUUCUGGAAAGGGCAAAAAGAGACUGCAAUCUCACUCGCGAUGUUGCAAAGCGCAUACUGAAGGGUGUCACUGUGCGAAUUACCUACAAUAGGCCUUGGACUGGCGAUGGCGACGAUCCCGGCGACGAUCCCAACGCCGAGGUUAACAGACGAAGGGUCAUCGCCGGCUUCGGAGACCUCCCAGAGAAUCAGACAUUCAAAAAGGAUGGAAAAAUUACCAACGUGUUCGACUACUUCAGGGAACAAGGCGCGCCUCUGAGAAGGGGUGAUUCUCAAUGCGUAAAUGUAGGCGUGGCCAAACCAGGCUGCGAGUGCUGGAUUCCGGCCCAGCUACUAGAAAUUGUGUACCCGCAACCCUUUACAUCUGUGCUGCCAUCGAUGUUGACCAGGGAUAUGUUGAGAGCGGCGCUGCGUAGACCAGCAGAAAACGCCUAUCUGAUUCUCUCGGAAGGCCUCGUACACCUUGGUAUUGUAGACGACCCCACGAAGGUGCAACGUAAACUCUCGGCGAAGAACAAGCCAUUCAAUUUGAAAGAAGACAUUUCUUUUGACGUAGACGACAAGCUCAUCAAUGUCCCAGCGCACUUCCUUCCCCAACCGAAACUCAACUAUGGCAGAAAUCAGUCACUUAACAUACGAUCUGCAAGCUGGAAUCUUGUUCAAGGGCGAGGAAAUGAGGUUGCUCACCAAUUUGUGCAGUCUUCCCACCUCCCAGGAAUCUUCAUACUUGAUUUGUGUUAUCCACACUGGCGUUUUGAGGACAUCAAAACUCUGGCAUCCAACCUUGUGGACACACUCAAGGCACAUGGCAUCACUGUGGGCGCGGGACGUGCUUCCAAGCCAGGCACUGUGUCUAUCAACAGGGGGGGAAGUUUCAAUGAAUCGGCCGUCGCCCUGGUGAAAAGGUUUGAAACAUACAUGAAGCAAGCAGCUGUCACGCUCGUUCUACUGCCCAAGGGAGACGAUAAUGACAUCUACGCCGCCGUCAAGAAGGCCUGCGACGCGAAGGGUCUGUUGACUAUCUGCACUAAGGGCACGCCCUCCCAAUUGACAAAUGGUCAGCGACUUUCCAAUCUGGCUUUGAAAUAUAGCCUCAAGACCGGCGGACGACCACACGACGUUGAUCGCAAGAGCUCCGGUUCCUUCCCCUCUGAGGACACUAUGGUUCUCGGCGCAGACGUCACGCACCCUGCACGCGGUGCUGUGCAAGGUUGCCCGUCCGUCGCGGCGGUCGUAGGGAGCUUCGACAAACAUUUCAUCAACUAUGCCGGCUCUAUGCGACUGCAGCGCUCGAAAAGCGAAAUCAUCGCUGGCAUGCAUGCUAUGGUGACCGAGCUGCUUCAGAUCUACAAGGGUAAGAAUAGCAACCGCCUACCCAGAAACAUCAUCUUUUACCGCGAUGGUGUCAGCGAGGUCCAAUACCAAGACGUUCGCAAAAAUGAGAUCAAAGCCAUCCGUGAUGCCUGGGAAGACAUUCACAGGGAAGACACUGCCAAGAGAGGGACCGUAAAGAAAGACAACACCGAGGAAACGGUCAAGAUAACGUGCCUCGUGGUCGGGAAGCGGCACCACACGAGGUUCUACCCUAAGAACGAGAGAGACAAGGACCGAACGAAUAACACGAGGCCGGGUCUGGUUGUCGACUCGGUGAUUACGCACCCUUACUGCUACGACUUCUUUCUGCAGGCGCACGCCGCCCUCCAAGGCACCGCUCGCCCCGCGCACUACUUCCUCCUGCGCAACGACAUGGAGCUGAAGGAGAAGCAGCUCGUGGAAGUCACCCACAACCUCUGCUACGUGUACGGCAUAGCUACCAAGGGCAUCUCGUACUGCGCGCCCGCGUACCUCGCUGACAAGCUGUGCGAGCGUGGUCGGGCGUAUAUCCGUGACUGGCUGUUGUAUCGAUCGUACACGAUCCCUCCAUCGACGGCCCACGAAACCAUCGAGCAUUGGCACACGAGAAUCGCUAAUGAACUGAUGAGUCACACCGACUACAACGAUCAGAGCGGUAGCCGGAAGAACCCCUGGCACCCCUCUCUUGACGACAAGAUGUUCUGGGUCUAG